UAUGCAACAAUUAUUUGAAAAGAAAAGACGACGACGAGAAUCUCAUAAUGCAGUGGAACGACGACGAAGGGAUAAUAUCAAUGAACGGAUUUUUGAAUUAUCAACAUUAUUACCGGAAAGAGAUGCUAUCAAGAAUAACAAAGGUACCAUCCUGAGGAAAUCAGUCGAACAUAUACGUAUGUUACAUGAAGAAGUCAACAAAUGUCAACAUCGGAUUCAAGAAUUGGAAAAUAUGUUGGGAAUGUACCGAAUACGUGGUGGUACAUUGAAUGAUAUGAACCUGGAUAUGCAACAACAACAAAGACCUCCCAUGAUGCAACCUUCUACUAUGAAUUUUUCAACUGGUAUUCAACCUCAAUUAGCUUAUCGACGAGACGGUUGAUCUCCAUCCAUAGUGUUAUUCCCUUUCUCUUUCUUUUUUUUUUUCUUUUUUAGUAUUCUUCUUCUUCUUCUCCCUCCCAAUUUGUUCUAUACCAUUUUUAUAUCUAUUUGAAUCUAUAUUUAUUUAUCUAUUAUAUUCUAUAUACAUUUUUUUUUGAUCCUUUCCUCCUUUUCUCAUUCAAUGGAUCAUCACUUUUAAUAAAACAAAUAUGUCCUUCAUAUUCCUUUUUUUUUUGUUUCUAU
This is a messenger RNA of Halteromyces radiatus, 624 nucleotides long. Its product is annotated as Myc-type, basic helix-loop-helix domain-containing protein. Gene Ontology annotation, biological process: regulation of transcription by RNA polymerase II. Gene Ontology annotation, cellular component: nucleus. The annotation marks the transcript as partial. The record is from RefSeq and is a predicted model, not a curated record. Gene Ontology annotation, molecular function: RNA polymerase II cis-regulatory region sequence-specific DNA binding; protein dimerization activity; DNA-binding transcription factor activity, RNA polymerase II-specific. The transcript has a single exon. NCBI's taxonomy places the organism in Eukaryota, Fungi, Mucoromycota, Mucoromycetes, Mucorales, Cunninghamellaceae.